Melanaphis sacchari is the source of this 775-nucleotide messenger RNA. Its product is annotated as active regulator of SIRT1-like. The record is from RefSeq and is a predicted model, not a curated record. The transcript has 4 exons. Lineage: Eukaryota; Metazoa; Arthropoda; Insecta; Hemiptera; Aphididae. Bases 325 to 750 code for a protein of 141 amino acids.
GGUUACUGGUUAGGCAUCUUAGCGAUUAUCCACGAUUGACGACUAUAGUAAUUACUAAUUAGUAAAUAGUAAUUAGUAGUUAACAAUUAGUAAUUUACUAAUGUCGUUUAUAGUGUUAAUGCUAUUGUAGUUAAUACUUAUUAUUUCUUCAGUGAAUUAAUAUUUUAACCUUAAUCUCAAGUCAGUCUUAAGAUUAGGGAACAUCUGACUGUGAAUUCUCAGUUGUUUUAAUAUUGCUCAUUCAGUUCAGAUUUUUUUGUAUUUAAAUCAUAAUGUGCUUAAUUUGUUGAUAUGUUCGAAUACUGAAACACUUACGCAGUGAAUAUGUCUUAUUCUACUUUAAAAAAAGCUUUACAGUUAUUUGAGGAACAACCGCCUUUAAAUCAAAAAUCAACUCAAAAAAGACCUGCCAAAAAAUCUUCUAGUCGCUUAAAUAAAUCUAAAAGUAAAUCACAACGUAAUAAAAGCGUAUUUAAAGUACCAAAUUUUAUAAAAUCUGAUGCUGGAAAAUCUGUUCUUAAAAUAAAAGAACAAAUUAAAAAUGAAAAGGAAUUGAAUUUGGUGCAGUUAAAUUUAGAAAGAUUGCAUAAAUUAGAUAAGACUAGUUGUGUAAAUAAUAUUGCAUCUAACUUGAUCAAGGAGCGUCUAGUUAAUUUGCCAUCUGAAAUAUCAAAUUCCAAAAAAGAAGAAAGUACUGUAUUUACUGAUGAAGAUUUUGAAAAAUUUGAACGUGAAUAUUUUCAAAACUAAUGGAUGAUUUAAUCUUAGGAAAAGU